Cajanus cajan (pigeon pea) is the source of this 1375-nucleotide messenger RNA. RefSeq names its product RING/FYVE/PHD zinc finger superfamily protein. Gene Ontology annotation, molecular function: zinc ion binding. The record is from RefSeq and is a predicted model, not a curated record. NCBI's taxonomy places the organism in Eukaryota, Viridiplantae, Streptophyta, Magnoliopsida, Fabales, Fabaceae.
GUAGGUUUGCGAUUUCCAUCAUGCUUCUAUUUACCUCGUGAAAUUGAAGAUUUAUGCAGAAAAAAAUCCAAAACAGUACUUUGAACCGUCCCAUACACUAUCCAACAGGAUAGCAUUUCCCCUGCAUUGUUAUUGUUUUCAUCGAUAUUCUUAAGAACUGAUUCACUAUUUCAGGAUCAGCGAUAUUGUCUGUUAGGGUUUCAAUUCUCAAAAUUUGCUUGAUCGAACAGUAAUCAUCGAUGAAGGGGGAAGUGCAGCUUCAGCCUCCACCGGUCCUGCAAAACCCUAGUGAUACCGACCCUUUGCUACAUGAUCAGGAGGUGGACGAGUCACCGGGAAGUUCUGGUGUGAUCAAGGAUGAGGAAGACAUCGAGGCUGGCUCACUCCCCUGUUGUCGAAUUUGUCUCGAAAGCGAUUCCGACCCAGAGGAUGAAUUGAUAUCUCCAUGCAUGUGCAAAGGGACCCAACAGUUUGUCCAUCGUUCAUGUCUUGAUCACUGGCGCUCAGUAAAGGAAGGGUUUGCCUUCUCACACUGCACCACAUGCAAAGCCCAAUUUCAUCUUAGAGUUGAAUUGUUUGAGGACAACUCUUGGCGUAAAAUAAAAUUCAGACUUUUUGUGGCAAGGGAUGUUUUCCUUGUUUUUCUGGCUGUACAAACUGUGAUUGCAGCUAUUGGUGGCUUUGCGUACAUCAUGGACAAAGAUGGUUCCUUCAGGAACUCAUUUGAUGAUGGCUGGGAUAGAAUACUGUCAAAGCAUCCAAUUCCAUUUUAUUAUUGUAUUGGAGUGCUGGCCUUCUUUGUACUGAUUGGGUUCUUUGGUCUCAUACUGCAUUGCUCCGCUCUCAAUUCCAAUGACCCCAGAAUGGCUGGUUGUCAGAAUUGUUGUUAUGGAUGGGGCAUUUUGGAUUGCUUUCCCGCAUCAAUGGAGGCAUGCUUUGCCCUUGUGGUUGUUUUCGUUGUCAUCUUUGCAAUUCUUGGUAUAGCUUAUGGUUUUCUUGCUGCCACCAUGGCCAUUCAAAGAAUUUGGCAGAGGCACUACCAUAUCCUCACCAAGAGGGAGCUUACAAAGGAAUAUAUUGUAGAGGAUCUUCGCGGCUGUUACUUCCCACCAAAGUUGGAUCCAGAACAUGAAGGUCGUUUGAAAAUGCUUAAGCUCUUGUGAUUACGGAGCACGUAACUGUAAAAAUGUUUUGAAUGAUUCAAGUUGUCGCUUUAUUUGAACUGUUACAGUCUCAUGCUUACCAACCGUGUUUGCUAGUGCUUUUAAAUGGUUUAUAUCAUCGUUUUUUUUUUUUUUUUUUUUAAAUCUGUAUACUGCAAAUCUAACUGACUUGAAAAAUGAUGAAAAUAUAUAUGCAGAUAUUUGUCCAUGCA